This is a messenger RNA of Cooperia oncophora, 318 nucleotides long. NCBI's taxonomy places the organism in Eukaryota, Metazoa, Nematoda, Chromadorea, Rhabditida, Trichostrongylidae. The record is from the annotation of a GenBank genome assembly.
AUGCUGAGUAAACGAAAAAAUGAGAUGCCGGAGAGCGGAGUGGGAGGUCGUGCUUCAUGCGUUCCGUCACGAGACCUGGUGCUAACAUUGCUUCAUCAAGGUCGAAGAGGAUUGCUCGAAGCUUACGAUACUCAAAGGAGGUUAUUUCACAAAAUGAAAAGACGUUUAUCGUCGUUUGCAGCAGAAAUCGGUGAAUGUGUCUAUGAUGUCGAUGACAACCAAAUAAGUCUAGCAAUGACCCUGUCGUCAAUACCACCGGAGAAACAAUCGCUGUUUGGCUCGAUUCUUUUCAAUCGAGGGAUCACUGGUGCACGGUGA